CAGACACACAUCAUUCUUUCCAACGUCUCACUUGGCUCACUUCACUCAUUAAUCUCCUCAUCUCACUCACUAAAAGGAGUGCCUCUCGUUGCCUGCCUCACUAUUCAAGUGAACCACACUCAACCGCAUUCCUUCUCACACACUUGCAAGAUGGAUCCCACGGAAAACGACGUGGAAGUCUCUGAUGACGACCUCAUGGCUCAGAUGGGCUUCUCAUCCUUCGGCGCUGCAUCACCACCUUCCAAGCGCCGUCGCUACAAUCCAAAUGCCGAUGCUCUGCUGCCAUCCAAGUCAUCAGCAACCGGCGCAAACUCUACAGCUCUAGGAACCGGCUCAAACAAGGAUGAGAUCUCACUGGAUGACGACGAUAACGAAGGAGAUGCCAAUCCAGAACAGAAAGUGUCAGCGCAAGCGCGCCCGGCUAGCCUACCCCAGAGACCUGCUCCGGCGCAAGCCACACCUCAAGGCCAGCACCCAGGCGCACAUGGGGCCAGGGGUAACAAGUUCACCGGGUACUACGACCGCCUGUCCAACGAGAACCCCUGGGAAAAGAUCGAGAAGGCCCGGGGCUUGACGACGAGGGGAACGUGGAUCAUCCCAAAUGCUGGGAACGCUGCGACCACAGGUGAUGCUCCUGCCUGAAGCAUUGACACCAACGGACAACUGCCAAUGUACACGUAUUGUACGACCUGGACGUUGUUAAAAGGAAAGCCUCGUCAGCAUAGACCACACCGGGAAGCGCUCGAUGCAGUGCUGCAUGGUUAUGGCUCAUACUGUGGCCAGAGGCAGAUUUUGAUAUCAAAUAUCGUGUCACGUGUCACGUCAUGUGACAUAUGCGACAGGGGUCUUAACAACCUCCGAGUACCAUUAUGACGGGACUUCAACUCACUACGCCAAUAUGCCUCAUAUCACAUGCCUGUCCUUACUCAGACUGGCCCGCCGAUGGUCUGGAGGGGCGUGGGGAGCAGGUCAAUCACAUCUACGGGGGGGUUAUCACAUCAAUUAGUCCCAGGACUAUGCCUUCAGUGAAAGAGGGGAAACGAGAUAUUGCUUGCUAUGAGACUCCAUACUCCAGUCGAGAUAUCCACAAAGAAAACCGUCUUACAGGUCCUGGCUCCUCCCAAGAUGGUCUCGUCAGUUCUCCAGGCUCGCCGCGUUACCCAAUGGAGCGAUCUCAACGUCGCUGCCACCCCUGAUUGGGGCAAGCGUCUUAAAUACACUGCUUUGCGAGUCUGCUACUUUUCUCCAUCCUGUCAUCUUCUCGCUCCAAUGCUUUCCAAGGUUUCUCACUCAGUACACCCCCCUCGGCAAAUGCCACGAGCAGAACGUCCUUGCAGCCCUCGGCUGCUCCCGCGUCACCCAUACCCUGAGAGGUUUCCAAGCACGUCUUCCAUGCAGUAAUCGGUUCCGACACAUCAUGUCUUGCUGCAAACCCGCUGACGCUAUCCCUGGCACCCCACAGAAGCUGGGGAGGAGGUGUACUUUUAACAAACACCCCUAGAUCGUUCAGUUCAUCCAAUCAUAAGCCAUAAGUCGUGAAAAAGCCGCCCAUCUUCGCCCUCUUCGCGUGUUUUCCCCCACACCUGCCCCAGAAGCCACGAGGCUGGUGUUCCUGGCUAGGAAGUGCCCGCACACCUGCCCUGUCGUUCUGCGUAAAAGCAGCAAGACACUGCGCGCCAGGCGGCUCAAUUGCCGCGCUUAAUGCCCCUGAUUUCAACGUCACCUCACGCUCCCCUUGCAUGAACUACUCGUUCAUGCAGGUCGUGGUGAGGGUGGCAUGACAAGCGUAUGAUACUCGCUAAAUACAAAAAACAAUUAAUCUGGAAAUCCGGGAAUCUGAUAUCGUGUGUUCCUGCAUUUUGCAGUGAAACUAUUUGCGCAAGUAGGAAAUUUUGGUGAAUCGCAUGUGGCCGAAAGUUGCUCGCUAAGUAAAUUUUUGGUCGAAAAAGUUCAAGAUGCCGCUCCAACGAAAAACCCAAAGAAUCAUCUAGUUCUCAGGGGAUGGAAAUCGUGCGCGGGCCUUGCUGUACUCUUUGCCAUGCUUGCGAGAAGCUUUGGUCUUCAGCGAGCUACGAUACUCGGUUAGUCUCAAUUCACUCCUCUUUGACUCUGCGAUUUGAGCCGCGCAUGAAAAACUGCAGUUGCGUUUGACAUACGGCGAAAAAAACUCGCAAAGUUUGUUCGACUUACCCAACUUUCUUUUGUGUCCAUUCAAGAUCGCUGCGCACCUCAUGGGCGUCUCGCAUACCCUCCUGGAAGCGCUCACGAGUCUUCGCAAGACGAGCCUGAGCCUUCUUCUGAAGCUCCAUAAGCUCGCGGUGUUUGGCAUUCAUUUUACCAGAUCUACCCACAAAAUCGAGUCAGUAUACAUCUUGACCAAAUGAAAGUAUGAAAGCUUGCCUUUUAAAGGCAAGCUUGUGUAACCUUUGCAAAUAUCGGCGAACAAAGAUAGUCUGCUUGUGUUUGUGGGAAUCGGAUUGGAGAUCCACUUACGUCUGAGCUUGCACAGCCAUACUGCGGUCAAGGGGGAUUGGGUCAAAAGAGUUGGCAAAGCGGUCUUGCAUGUACUCCUGGAAGUCAACACCGCUAGCAGAGCGAGUGCUUUCAUAUUCGCCGUACCCGCCAGAAUAUUGGUACCCGGAUGAGGUAGCCGAGUAUCCACCAUUGCUGUAGGAGGGGAUGCCCGAGGCGGAGCUAACCGAGUCAUCACAUUCCGGAGGCGAGACGGAAUACUGGCUGUAGGUGGGGUAUUGGGAGCCCUUGGAGGGAACGGGAAGAGGCAUGGAGUAGCCCGCAGGAGUGUAGUGAGAAGACAUGAUGAUUAUUUGACAGAGAAGAAGAUGUGUUUAUGCCAAUUGAAUAUUUUGACAAGUG
This is a messenger RNA of Fusarium verticillioides 7600, 2874 nucleotides long. RefSeq lists its product as hypothetical. NCBI's taxonomy places the organism in Eukaryota, Fungi, Ascomycota, Sordariomycetes, Hypocreales, Nectriaceae. The coding region runs from base 151 to 642 and encodes 163 amino acids. The record is from RefSeq and is a predicted model, not a curated record. The transcript has a single exon.